AUGUCCGCUCCUCCAUCACACAUAAGCCUCGCCCCUCCCCAGCUCCUCGGCGCCUUCUCCAUGUCCCCCACCUCCUCUCCUUCCCCAAGAGACAAUCCCUUUGACUCACCGCCUCUUUCUCCCGCCCUCUCCUUCUUCACCGCUCCCUCAACGCCUAUACCUUCCCCUCACCUCGAAGAUCCUCCCCCUCAGCCUCCUCCCCCACAAGUCGACCUUUACGUCAGGUCCCCAUCACCCCCUCGCACCGAUCAUCGCGUCACCACUUCGUCAUCUUUCGAACUCGAAACCAUCCCUCCACUUGACGCUCUCUCUUCCCCAGACUUCUCCCUAGAUUUCACCCUCGAUGACGAGGGUUUGAGUACCCUAGAAAAAAUAUAUCUCUUUUGUCGAAGUAAAUCCGCUUAUCAUAGGGUCUUUAUCGCACAUGCCCUGCACUCCUUUUUGGAGCUGGUAACUCCUCUAGAAGCUGUUGAGUAUGUACUCCCUCUUCUUCCAGGUCUCGCAAUCGACGAAGAUGAGACCGUUAAAGAAGCCCUUGCUUCUGAGCUAGUCAAAAUCUUGUGGUGGUUCCUGACGCAUUGUCGCCUUGUCGAAGAACCUGCAGAUCACAUGAUUGCUUAUUCAAGCCCGGACCACCAACAUGCAGAAGGUGAAACCCUUAUUUCAGUACAAGCGUUCACUCCUGUUCUAGGCACUCUGCUGCUCAGCCCUAAUGGCAUGGUCAGUAGCUCUGCCAGAUAUGCGGUCGUCGAGGUCUUGAGAAAAAUGCGUCAAAUGGAUGAGCUUGAUAUCAACGACGAAGCCAUGCAGACUAAUGAUCGCAGCGAAGAGAUUCAAAACGGUGUGUUUGGACCGUACGAACGGAAUAUAUUUGAAGAAGAAAUUGUCCAGCAAAUUAUCAUUGGCAUGGGACGAUUGGAUACAGAGGACGAAGAAGCUAGGUGGGUGAGUGAUAACGACAGUGCCAGUGGAAACGAAGUAUGGUAUGAUGCAGGUGCUGGAGAACGAUCCGAGGGUGUAUCUCCAGCUUGCGACAUACUGGCUUCGAAUGAUUUCGAGCAUGAUUCACCCAUGUCGAGCAAUUUCAACCCUUACUUCCCGGCAAUAUCUUCUUGGCCUGCUGCUGCUAGUCCUGUACAGCCAUCAAUAUCGCAAGUUCCUCCUGCAUUGAAUGCGCUUUCGACUCGUGGCAUAGAUCGCGGUUCGGAUAACCAGCCUAUGACCGCUCUAUCAUUCGUUGCCGAGACUGUCGGGUCAUCGACAGAUCCUUGGGUGUCGACCCAAGGGCCGCAGCCUGAAGCUGUGCCGUGUCCAACGCACGUGGAUGACGACCCUAUGGAACUCAGUCAUGAGCAAGAUAACGACGACGACGAAAUUGACCCAAGUGAACAGGCUGCUGUAGGGCGUCUGUCCAGCAUGAGUCUGAUAGCCGCUGUCACAGCUGGCGGAACAUUAAGAGAAGAGACAAAGACUGCGUUCGUCAGGGAAGUAGAGCGGGUGGGACGCGACUCCAUUUACUGGGUACGACGGGAAGCGUCUUUUGCGUUGGGAGCGCUUGCCAAAGUGGUUCCUGCAGAGGUCGCUGUUUUCUCUUUGCUUCCUUUGUUUGAAUCCCUACGAUCGGAUCCUGUAUGGCACGUGCGGCAUUCAUCUUUGUUCGCACUGCCCGCCCUUCUGUCUCGAUUGUCUCCUGCACAACGUAGAGCGGUUUCUCUUGCCAGUAUAGUGCCCCUAUCGCGGGAUGAAUCUGCACCAGUUCGUUCUGGUGUAUUAGAAGCCUUAGGAGAGGUCGUGUAUACCUUUCACGAGGACGAAGACGGUCCACCGCACGAGCUCCUUAGGCUCUUUCUCGGAAGAGAGGAAGAUCGACGAGCAAGAGAAGCACAACAACAAAAUCCUAGUCCGCAGUCGUCAGGAUCAUUAGGUACUCCCACUUUAGAUCCGUUCUAUGAUGACCCAGCACGGCCACUUGCCUGCGCGUUUAAUAUUCCUGCCGUAGCGCUCACUCUCGGUCGAGCGCGAUGGGGAGAAUUACGUGCACUUUUUCUAACGCUUGCGCAAAACCGUUCGAUAAAAGUUCGGAGAACACUCGCUGCAAGUCUAGGCGAAUUAGCCAAAGUUAUCGGACCGGAACAUGCUCAAAGAGAUUUAAUUGGUGUAUGGUGGGAUGCCAUGCGUUGCGAAGAAGAAAGUGAUAUAAGGAUGAAAGCCAUCGAAGGGGUUCAAACUUUUGUAAUGGCGCUGGGCCACGGGGAAGGGAGAGACACCGUUAUGAAAGGCCUUUUGGAUAUAUGGGAAGAAGGAUGGUUGAGGAAGUGGCGGGAAAGAGAAGGUGUUGUGAAAGCCCUGAUUACUUUGGACGGUGCGCCUGGAAGACCUGAGGUUAUUAGCCAGAUUUUGAAAAAGGGGCUAGAGGAUGCUGUGGGAGGAGUGAGGGAGGCAGCCAUCAUGAUGGUUUAUCAGAUGUCGCAAGCACUGGAUGUGUGGAAACAUAUAUUUGACAUUGUCUGGGCCGACAUUUUGGCAUUCGCCGAGCACCCGUCCCAUAGAAAGCGCAUGACCUUCGUUGCGUGCCAGCAAGCGCUGGUUUUUGCUACGCAAUCCGGCAAAUCAGUGCUUAUGGUAAAUGAUAUGGUGCAUUGGAGGGCGUUUAGCCAACUUGCUAAUGACCAUAUUAUCGGCGUACGUAUUGGCGUUGCACGAUUGACAGGUAUCAUAUGCUACAAGCUCAGUGGUGAUUCGAAACCAGUUCCACAGCACAUUCUAGACUUGGUAAAGCAUCUUCUGCAGGAUUCCUGUCAGGAGAACAGAUAUCGCACGAACAGCGUUUUCCCGACACAUGUAGACACAUUUUUGACAUUCUCGCGCCCGCCUCCUCCUUCGGAACAAAAUACAAGCUCUGAUAACACUGGACAAGAUCCUAGGACCGACACUGCCUCGGUCAAUCUCAUUGGUCAGAUACAGCUUGCGGAAACACUGUAG
This is a messenger RNA of Serpula lacrymans var. lacrymans S7.9, 2982 nucleotides long. RefSeq lists its product as uncharacterized. Bases 1 to 2982 code for a protein of 993 amino acids. Gene Ontology annotation, biological process: protein dephosphorylation. The record is from RefSeq and is a predicted model, not a curated record. Gene Ontology annotation, molecular function: protein phosphatase regulator activity. The transcript has 11 exons. Lineage: Eukaryota; Fungi; Basidiomycota; Agaricomycetes; Boletales; Serpulaceae.